This is a messenger RNA of Microthlaspi erraticum, 507 nucleotides long. The record is from the annotation of a GenBank genome assembly. Lineage: Eukaryota; Viridiplantae; Streptophyta; Magnoliopsida; Brassicales; Brassicaceae.
AUGAGGAUGAUUUGCGAGAAGAGGAGCCUGAGCUCGAUCGAGCUGAGGAUCGAGCUGAGUCGAGCUGAAGAUCAGAGGAUUGGACUUCUCCAAAAGUUCAACAAAUGGCAAGGGAAAGCCAUUGAGAAGAUGCAAAAGUCCAUGGACAAGAUGGUGAGCAAGAUCAAAAGUUUGGAGAAGAAGGUUUCUGGUUCUUCAAGCAAGAAGAAGUCCAAGGCCCCCACAUUCCCUAGGAGUAGGUCACUCCUCACCACUCCAAGGAGGCUCCCUGCCCAAGAGCCUCACAGAGCCUCUUCUUUCGAGCCAAGGGAAGGAGAAGACAACACGCAGAGAAGGAGGAAGAGUUCCAAGGCCAGACGCUCCAGCUCGACCACCGGACUCGAUCGAGUCCAAACAGAGGAAACUCAACUCGAUCGAGCUGAGGUCGAGUUGACCUGGAGGAGCCCCAGUUUGAGGAUCCGGGAUUUGAAUACGAUCCCAUGCCUUACCAGGAGCCUCCCCGAGUAG